AUGGACGUCCACGUCGUCAAGGAAUUCGCGAACACGUUGCUGAUCGCUUGUCAAGGCCGUGAGACGGGCAUCAUCAGCACACAACGCCUGAUCGAACCCGGGUUCCUCGCGGCUUUCUCUGCCAUUCUCCGCGAACCUCUUGCCAAAUGGACCAACCUGCCCCCUCAGUUACAAGAAGUCAUCCAGGAUGCCCUUCAUGCCAAUGGCUGGCGACAUGACAUCUUCGAAGGCAAUGUCGAAAUGUGGAUGCAACACGAGAUGGACAGCCCUCUGGAACCGCAAGAAGACGUGGCAACGCGGCUGUAUGACAAGUUACGCGGGCUGCCCAACCCGCGGACGCCCCUGGAAAGGGCGAUGAGGCAGGUCUAUUUCGUCGAGUUGCACCACCUUCGAAAAACGUUCCUUGAAUAUUUCACAAGUCAUAACAGGGAGCCUCUUAUGACAUACAUCAGCAACCGCCUUGGCCUGGAAGCGGAAACAGUGAGAUCGGUAUGUAAAGAAACUGCGUAUGCAGGGGAACGGCUCGACGCAAUCGCUGGUUUCCAGACUUCCUCUGCGCCCGCCAUACUGACGACCCCUAGAUUGGAGAAGAAGGUAUCAAAGACCGCUCCAGAGUUCGACGCUGUCGUCAGAUCGCUCGCGGCGCAGGGCGUCUCCCGCAAUGAAAGCACGCAGAUAUAUUACGAACUGGCUGAGCGGUUCUUCGAGCGCCGUCGCAAGGAGGGAAUCCGUCUUGCUGAGAGCUUGUGCCAGGGUAAAAAGUCCACCAUGCGUUCGGCAGGGACUCCUUGGAAACGAGUCUCGAUCAACGAUCUGCUCAAAUCCAAGACCCAUGGCGGGACGCAGUCGGCCGAAAGCGACUUGCAACAUCGCAAUGCUAAUCGGAUGAUGCCACGGGAUGCGGCUCGGGCGCAGAAUGUCCCAGAAGCUGGUCCCCUGCGAGCAACCGCAGCUCAUGACACAUCCGGUGCUGCCACCGCCUCACACCACCAGAAUCGCACGAAACUCCCGACGUCCCGUCCAGGUACCGACAGUGCACAUGUGCAUGGCAAGACCACGCUACGCUACAAGCCUCGGGUUGAUCGCGAGAUCACUGACCUCGAAGAGAUUGUGCAAGAAGACGUGGCGUAUCACUAA
Diaporthe amygdali is the source of this 1137-nucleotide messenger RNA. RefSeq lists its product as uncharacterized. The transcript has 4 exons. Lineage: Eukaryota; Fungi; Ascomycota; Sordariomycetes; Diaporthales; Diaporthaceae. The coding region runs from base 1 to 1137 and encodes 378 amino acids. The record is from RefSeq and is a predicted model, not a curated record.